Mytilinidion resinicola is the source of this 1248-nucleotide messenger RNA. RefSeq lists its product as uncharacterized. NCBI's taxonomy places the organism in Eukaryota, Fungi, Ascomycota, Dothideomycetes, Mytilinidiales, Mytilinidiaceae. Bases 1 to 1248 code for a protein of 415 amino acids. The record is from RefSeq and is a predicted model, not a curated record. The transcript has 2 exons.
AUGGCUAUUGUCAGAGGACAGCGUCCUUUUGGGGACUUUGACAUCGUCAAUAGCCAAGCGCGUAUGAAGAAAGUGCCCGUCUAUAGGGGCAGCACCGCAAAACCCUCAAAGGCACCCCCUCCCGAGCCCUUCGCUGCAUCCAUCAGCCCUUCGCGGUUGAUCCUCAGCCCUUCACGGUUGGGGAAGCGUUCAAUCAACGAUACUAAGGAUGGACGCAUCUCACUUCAGCCUAUAGACGUAGACCGGCCGGCCAAGAAGCUGAGAUCGAUGGCAAGCACAUGGACCGCGAUAAACCAUAAAGCGCCUGCCGAAGAUGACGAAGAAGACUCUAUGGAUAACAUCCAGCCGAGCAUCGAGGAGACGGAAGAGACUCCAGUGACCCCUCAACGCAAACUGGCCAUUCCAAAGAGCCGCAAGCCGGCUCUCGCCAACAUCACGCAGUCCUCCCAGACCUCCAAUUCAGCAAACCCAUCUCAGCCUAGGAACCAAUUGAAGUACAAGGAAACUUCAAAGGGCUACAAGCACACGGAGAAACGAAAGAAAUGGAAGGUAGCUUUGCCUGGAUGGAACGGAGGUCCGAAAGGAGAAAAUUCAUGGAUGGCAAAGAAAGACAGGCCCAAGCUCAAAGCGGAGCUGCAAAAGCGUGGCCUCUCCCAUCUAUUUCCGGAAGAAGAGCCAGCUAAGAAGCGAAUGGUCCGAGCUAUCAUAGACUGGGACAACCACAAAGCCGCCAACGGCCUCAAGGCGGUGAUUCGUUCGCGCGGACGAGGCCUCGCAAACCGGAUUGAUCCGAGCUGGGGCACAGAUAAGGUGCAUGAGCUCAUUGCUCUGCUCGAUCAAGAUGACAAACACCUCGAUGAGAACAAUAAGUGGCGAUUGCCCACCGAAGGCCCCGAUAAUCCCUCGAAAGAAGACCUUGCCUCACGAGCUGCACGGGAUAAGUGGGCAGAAUUUAUCCCAGUAGAGGAUCCGUGCCGGGCGUUCUUCCUUCCUGGUUGGCACCAUCGUUCUGUAGAAUAUGCGAGGACAGGACUAGAAUGCGGACAUUGCAAGUCCCUAAAGGCAUUCCUCAAGCGAUACAAUUUGAUGGCCGUCUUUCUAGACAAAGGUACGUUGCGUGCCGAGGGAGUCUGGGAAGAAGAUGCAGAGAGGGACCGCGAUACCGACAGCGAGGAUGGAGACGACGAGGCAGAGGAUGAAGGCCAGUCGAAAGACGCUGAAGAGAAGUUCGAGGAGGAGGAGCUGUAG